AUGGCUUUCAAAUUAACAGUCUUCUCUGUUUUCUUCAUAAUCACUGCGAUUGUCAGCAUUUCCUUCGUUAAAACGGAACCCGCUAUCGCCGUGAGCUUCGACCCGAUGGAGAUCUGCAUCGAGAACUGCGCCCAGUGCAAGAAGAUGCUUGGCUCUUGGUUCGAUGGACCCUUGUGUGCCGAGUCAUGUAUACGUCACAGAGGUAGGCUUGUCCCCGAUUGCGAAGAUUACGCUUCCAUAGCGCCCUUCCUCACAAAGAUU
Messenger RNA from Iphiclides podalirius (scarce swallowtail), 261 nucleotides. The record is from the annotation of a GenBank genome assembly. NCBI's taxonomy places the organism in Eukaryota, Metazoa, Arthropoda, Insecta, Lepidoptera, Papilionidae.